Phytomonas sp. EM1 is the source of this 1326-nucleotide messenger RNA. The record is from the annotation of a GenBank genome assembly. Lineage: Eukaryota; Euglenozoa; Kinetoplastea; Trypanosomatida; Trypanosomatidae.
AUGGAACGCAGCCCGCGCAACGAAAAGAGGCGUCGUGAUGCCAAAAGCGACCCCACUCGCGGCAAGCGCUCGAAAAGAGUGAAGGAGGGGCCGGAAGGGGCCUCAACAACCCCCCAGAUCGAAACGCAAGCCUCUCCGAAUGCAACCGAGGAGGUCUGCCGCGAUGCCCUCCUCGUUGUGGGCACCUACCACUCCGUGAUGGCGGGGCUGGUGCUCAAGAAAGGCGCCUUCUACAUCACCUUCUCGGUAAAACACCAUGUGGGGUGUAUGAACGACGUCGCCGUGAGUGCGAAGUACGUCGCGAGCUGCGGUGUCGACGAGCGGGUGUUUCUCUUCACGAAUAAACUCUACGCGCGGCCAGGCGGCGGAGCAGAGGGGGGGCGGGCGGUGCGGCUCGCGGAGCUCGGCAGCGUGAGCCCCCCUGCGGAGGUCCGCUGUGCGGCCUUCACCGCCGACGCGCACCACCUCCUCUGCGGCUGCGCGGACGGUCAGCUGCUGGUCUACCGCACGCGGGAUUGGGGGCUGCGGGUGCGGCUUCCCGUCCACGCGAAGGCCCUCCAGCAGCUCGCCCUCCACCCCCGCAGCCACGGCGCGCUCUGCGUGACGAUCGGCGAGGACCGCAGCGUCGCGGUGCUCGACCUCGCGCGGCAUCGGCUGAUGACGAAGUGGAAGUACACCAGCGCCCUGGGCGGGAAGGAAAAUGAGGGAGAAGGGGAGGGGGAACGUCCGCGGGAGCGCGGCCGUCGCCCUGUGUGGGGGAUUCACCAACAGGAAGAACCGCUUUCGGUGUGCUUUUCCCCGUCCGGAGGGUAUUGGGCGGUGCGCAGCCGCUUCUCCGUCGUCGUCUACCACACCACGACGAUGAAGGCGGCCUUCGUCGUGCGGCUGGAGCGGCCUCAGCCGGAGGAGGAGCUCCACAGCCUCGUCUUCGCCUCUGAGGGGGUGGUGGUGGUCGGGAAUGAGGCGGGGCAGCUGCUCUACGCCACGCUUCCCGCCCCUCAAACGGAGGUGAGUGGCGCCGUCGCCAUCGCGCUGCGGCCUGUCGAGAUUCGCUACGAGGAUGAGCAGCAAACGCGCGACGCCGCCGCCCUGACGAAGGAGACGAACGCCCGCCAAAAACAUCCGCUACGCCACACCGCGCGCAUCAAAUCGCUCGCGCGCGAGGGCCGCACCCUCUUCUCGAUCGACUCAGCAGGAGUAGUGAUUGACUGGACGAUGGAUUUCAUGCAAACCCCAGAGGGUGAGGAUAGCGUCGCGCUUAGCUACGUAACGAGCGCGAACUGCCAGGGCCGUGUAACCGCGAUGGGUGUCCUCGCCCUUGGAUAA